Lingula anatina is the source of this 5086-nucleotide messenger RNA. RefSeq names its product cytoplasmic dynein 1 intermediate chain 2. Gene Ontology annotation, cellular component: cytoplasmic dynein complex. NCBI's taxonomy places the organism in Eukaryota, Metazoa, Brachiopoda, Lingulata, Lingulida, Lingulidae. Gene Ontology annotation, biological process: transport along microtubule. The record is from RefSeq and is a predicted model, not a curated record. Gene Ontology annotation, molecular function: dynein heavy chain binding; dynein light chain binding.
CAUUGGGACAACUGGCCAUCUCAGAGAGAGGGGACCGGCCAGAUAUGUAGAUAGUUUUUCUCGAAUAUUGGUUAUUUGGCAAGGUUGAUGCAUUUAUAUCUACCACUUUAAGGAAAGGAGGGCAUAUUUGGCAUCUUAAAACGCUACAAUUUGGCAAAAUGGCGGACAGGAAGGCCGAACUGGAGCGCAAGAAGUUGAAGCUCCAACAAAUGAGAGAGGAGAAAAAACGAAAAGAGGAGGAAAAAAAGAGGAAAGAGCAAGUAGAGGCAGAACCAUCUGGUAAAGGUGCAGCUCAACCAGAAGACCUCAGAGCAGAAACAGAGCAGAUGCUCAAAGAUUUGGGAAUACCAGCAACAGUGCCAUCACAACAAGCUCCUCAAAAGACUGAACCUGUAACAAGCCGGUCUGUGCCGCAACCUGCCGUAAACGCUGCUGCACCACCAGGUCAACGUCUACCAGCAACUCCUGUCAAACUAGGCAUUUCCAAACUCACCCAGACCACUAUCCCACCCAAAGAACACAUCACUUAUAGCAAGGAGACACAGACCAUCAAUGAUAGCAUACAUGACAGAGAUGGGAGAGGACCUUGGGAUUACUAUGUUCUUACCUUCGACGACAACCAUCUAGAUGAUGACCUCGACAUGGAGCCACGUUCUCCGCCUGCGCACGUGCAUGGGAUGCCCCACGUGGAGAUGUUCAAGCCUGCGCAACAGGAUGUGCAGCAGAAAGAAGAGAAGAAAGAGGAGAGAAGAAAAGUCCGUGAGCUUAGUGAAGAGGAAAAGCAGCAGAUUAUGAUGUCAGAAGACUUCGUGCGAUUUUUCGAUCGCAGCACCCGCUUAAUUGAGCGUGCUUUGGCAGAGGAUGUCCCCAAUAUUUUCGUGGAUUAUUCAGGCACUGGAGAGGACCAAGAAGGGGAUGCGCAGGGAGGAGUGAGACUCAAGAUCAGCAGAGAGUUCUAUGAUGAGAGGUGGUCAAAGCACCGGUCAGUCACGUGCUUGGACUGGUCAACACAGUACCCAGAGCUUCUGGUUGCCUCCUACAACAUGAAUGAAGAUGCUCCACAUGACCCGGACGGUGUCUGUUUGUGGUGGAACAAAAACUUCAAGAAAACAACUCCAGAGUACAUCUUCCACUGUCAGUCUGCAGUAAACUCGAUAUGUUUUGCCAGAUUCCACCCUAACCUGGUGAUAGGUGGGACAUACUCGGGACAGAUAGUGCUGUGGGACAACCGUAGCAACAAGAGGACACCUGUUCAGAGGACACCCCUCUCAGCAGUGGCACAUACACAUCCAGUGUACUGUGUCAAUGUGGUCGGCACCCAGAAUGCGCACAACUUGAUCAGUGUGUCCACAGAUGGAAAAAUUUGCUCCUGGAGUCUUGAUAUGCUGUCACAGCCCCAGGACAGUAUGGAGCUACAGCACAAGCAGACCAGAAAUGUUGCGGCCACCUGUAUGUCCUUCCUGUCCAGUGAUGUGAAUAAUUUCAUUGUGGGCAGUGAGGAGGGGGCAGUAUACACGGCAUGUAGACAUGGAAGCAAAGCAGGUAUAGGUGAGAUGUUUGAGGAGUGUCACCAGGGUCCUGUCACUGGAAUAGACUGUCACUCUGUCCAGGGAGCCAUUGACUUCUCCCAGCUCUUCCUUACUUCCUCCUUUGACUGGACAGUGAAACUGUGGAGUGCAAGGGAACAAAAGCCCUUGUACUCGUUUGAAGACAAUAGUGACUAUGUGUAUGACGUGGCCUGGUCUCCUAUCCACCCUGCUCUCUUUGCCAGUGUGGACGGGAUGGGAAGACUGGAUCUCUGGAACCUCAAUAAUGAUACAGAGGUUCCCACGGCAAGUGUUGUCACAGAUCCAACCAUAGCACUGAAUAAAUGUCGCUGGCACCAAAAUGGGCACCAGAUUGCAGUAGGUGACGACAUGGGCAAGAUCUAUAUAUAUGACAUAGGGGAGAACAUUGCCAAUCCCAAGAUGGACGAGUGGUCUCGUAUGGUGCACACGCUACAGGAGAUGAAAGCCAAUGCUGCUGACACUGAGGACGACCUGACGAGUCAGACUUCUUCACCCCUGCGAUAGCACAGAGAACAUUAAAUUACUCAACCAAAUGUGUAUGAAAACUAUAUAUUCCUGUUUGUAUUGGAUAUACACUUUUCUUGGUAAUAUGAAAACACUUUAUGGACCAUUGGGCAUAUAUUGUGAGAGUAAAAAUGUGUUCAGACCACACAAAAGUUGUAAACCUACUCGAAAUCUCAUUGCCAAAAGAAUUUUCAGGUUCUUCUCAUGCUUGUGUAGAAGUAGGCUUAAGCUUGAGGUUAAUAUAAAAUUAUUGCAAAUCUGAAUGGUAAAUAUGUAAGUCAAUUUAAGUAUAAUUAUUCACUUUCUUCCAAUAAGGGAUUUUAAAUUAUUUGUUCUGAAAACAUAUGUACUGGAAUGAUUGAAGCAAACAUAGGUGUUUUACUAGUGAGCACUAACAUUGAAUGAAGAAGAAAGUAACUUGGACACAUAAAAGCAGGUAAACAAAGUCCCCAGUACAUAUGUUGUGUGUAGUGUCCUUCGAGCCAAGUAAUGGCUGCCCAGUGUAAAAUAGAUCUUCCAUAACAGGAAAAAAGAAGUUUAACUUUUAAGUCUUGGCAUUUGCAUUCAUGGUCAAAUACUAAUUUUUCAAAGUUUUUCCUCUCAGUGAAAUGAAAAUAGUAAGAACUGGUGCUGUUCUUUCUUGUGAAUGAUUCAGCCUAAAAGCAAAUUAUUCAGUGAGACAGCUACUCUUUAGAACAUAUGGCAAAAACAUUAGUUAUGAGUAAUUUCAUUUACCUAUCAAUCCAUAAGAAUCAAGGUCAGUAUGGUAGUAACUGCCUUAAAUAGUUUGAAAAUACAAAAACCAGUGAAGUUGUUUGUGCAUUCCUGCAGUAUAUUUAUUUAGCAAUUUAAAAUAUAAAACUAUUGCUGUUUAUCAUUUUAGCAGUGUAUGCUGACAAUUUAACUGUGGCAGAAUUUAAGUCAGAAGUUAACACAAGCUUCACAAAAAUGCGAACAAGCUUUGGUGCCUUGUAAAGAUGGAAAGGACUCAUGAUAAAAAGUGGUAAACGUAUUACCAUAGCCUCUGGAAAAUUUUAAAAUAUAAAAUUGACAUUCAGCUUAUAUUUUGUCAAUGUAAUGACUUCAUACAGCAACUUGAGUGCUCAGACCGUGAUGUUGGACAAAAAGAAGCUAUUUCACACUGAAUGUUAUUGUGGUUUGCAGCAAUGUCACCCAUAGCUGAACAAAGAUAAUCUGGCCUAUUGCUCACCUUAAGACAAUGUUCUUAUUUACUGACCUAAUAAAAAGAACCACAUCUGACAAAGUUGAUAAAUGGUUUUAUUUUCAUUAUCCUCCAGAUGACACAUGAAGUUGAUUGAGAUAAUUGUCUUAAUCUAUAGAAUAUUAUGUUAUGUGAAAGCCUGCUUUCAUGAUGUAUUGUUUGCCCCAUUGUUCUUGUGUAUUUACAAACUUUGGCAUUAGUCGCAAAAUAAAAAUGCACCUUUUCUCAUAGCAAAUAUAAUACUUUAAUUUGAGAUUUAAGAGGCACUUUGAAUUCUUGAAGUGUCAAAUUAUUAUUUUAGGAAUGAUGCAAGUACAUAACAAGAUGCUGAUUUUAUCACUAAUAAAAAAAUCUUGAUAUUGUUUUAAUUGAAUAAACAUACUAGAAGAGCAAUAUCAUGGAAAAAAAUUAUCUUUACUUUUUUUAAAUAAGAAACUGUACCCUUCAAGUAAAUAUUUUUGAGUAUUUUGGCACUUGAAAAUUCUGGUUAAUAUAUCUGAAUAAAAAUAACACCACUACAUGUCAUCUAUAAUUCUUAAAAAAUCGGGGAAAAUAUACAAAAUUCAUUAUUAAAAAUCCAGCAGGAUGUUUUCAUGUAGUGGACCCAUAACUCAUUGGGAUAACUAAUUAAAGUGAGGCAACAAUACUGCAAUACAGUAAUGUCUAAGCCCUAACUUUGGGUCUAUAUAAAUUGCGGAAAUGGCUUCAUAUAAUUUUUUGCACAUUAUAUUGAAGAAACUAAAUUAAAAUAAAGAUUAUUUCUAAAAAUGGCACAAAGUAUGUGCACAUUGGGGUCAUCAUUUAUUGUUCAAUGCUCUUUGAUGGCAUGUACUAAAUUCAACUAUAACAGCACAAUCAGUUCAACUAUAUAAUCUCCCUUUCCAAUACUUCCCUGCAUCGGGUCAAUCUGAUAAAGACAGAAAAGAAAAGAUAAACACAGCAAACUACAGGGCACUGGUGAUCAAUUGUUAGUCAAAACUAAAAUCUACUUUUGGAUGUACUUGAAAUCUACAUAAAUGACAAUGUUUUUGUUCAUUAGAUUAAAACUAAAUUUACCAGACAAAAUGUUUUCAUUGUGUCACAAAAACAGUAGUCUGUACCAAAUAAGGCUUUCAUUGAUUGUCUUUGCACCUUUAAAUGUAACAAUAAAAAUAUUUUGUAAAAAAAAAAGUUUAAUACAAUAUAACAAAGUUUAACAUUCACACUGUUCAAGAUUGCAUUUUCUGUGCAAUUGUCAUAAAAUUGAGCAAUGCCAAUAAAAUGAUUUUACCCAUAACUUGCAUACAGAAACUAAACACUGCAAUACACCUUUUAUCUUGCUCUAACUUAUUUUGUUUAAAGCAAGAAGCAAAAAUAACACCCAAAUCAUAAUAAAAUAAAAAAUUUAAUUAAAUAAAUAACCCAAAAUAAAAUAUAUUGCCCAUGAACAACAAAAUAUUUUGCUAUGAUACAUAUAGCUAGGCCCUUUUCACACAUACUUAUCUUUAUUGCAACUUUCAGAGAUUGAUAACUUAAUUGCCUGUUGUGAGUAAUUUUGAUUGGCCUUAACAGUUGGAAGCAAACUUUGAGAAUUGGAGCAAACCACCCUGUAUAGAUUAUUUCAUGUAGGGACCAGUCAAAACAUUGCAAUACAGGUAAGUGUUUCACUUGAUGUAAAAAGGACCUCAGACCUAAGUCACUGCUGAUUAUAUCAUGCUAGUACAAUCAAAAGGUUUAUUCUUUUCAGCAACUAAUCCUAUCUAUCUUAUGAAUCUCAUUAGCAUCCACACUCUGUGACAAUUUUUCUGUUUCA